AUGAAACUUUCUCUGCUCUCUCUGGCAACCCUGGUCGGAGCCGCCGUUGCGGAUCUGGACCCGAUUGUUAUCAAGGGCUCUAAAUUCUUCUACUCCAGCAACAACACUCAAUUUUAUCUUCGCGGUGUUGCCUAUCAGCAGGAUACUACCUCCAGCACUGGCUACAAGGAUCCGCUGGCAGAUGCCGCAGCUUGCAAGCGAGAUGUCCCUAUUAUGGCGGAGUUGCGCACCAACGUGAUUCGUACCUACUCCAUCGAUGCCACUGCUGAUCACUCCGAGUGUAUGAAGCUUCUGGCAGAGGCCGGCAUAUAUGUCAUUUCCGAUCUGUCCUCCCCGUCGGAGUCCAUUGACCGCAACGAUCCUGAAUGGCAGACUGCCCUCUACUCUCGCUACACCAGUGUGAUCGACGAGCUGUCUCAGUACAACAAUACUAUCGGUUUCUUCGCCGGCAACGAGGUCGCGAACUCCGUUUCUAUGACAGAUGGUAGCGCCUUUGUCAAAGCUGCCGUCCGUGACAUGAAGAAGUACAUUAAAGAAAAGGGCUACCGAUCUAUGGGUGUUGGAUACGCUACCGCUGACGUCUCGGCUAUUCGGGAGGAUCUUGGUAACUACUUCGACUGCGACACCGAUGAGCUGUCCGUGGACUUCUGGGGCUACAACAUCUACUCCUGGUGUGGUAACUCCACCUAUGAGGAAUCAGGAUACAAGGCUCGCACCGAGGAGUUCCGCAACUACACUGUUCCCGUUUUCUUCGCUGAAUACGGCUGCAAUGACGUUACUCCACGCCAGUUUACUGAGGUCACUGCCCUCUACGGCGACACUAUGGCUGAAGUCUGGUCGGGCGGUAUUGUCUACAUGUAUUUCCAGGAGACCAACAACUACGGACUCGUCUCAGUCGUUGACAGCACCAGUGUCAGCAAGAUGACGGAUUUCACUUCUUACUCCGAGCACAUCGCCACCGCGAAUCCCACCGGUACUAACAAGGCUUCUUACACACCGACCAACACCGCUCUGCAGAGCUGCCCCACGGUUGGCUCCGACUGGAGAGCGAAGGCCUCCCCCUUGCCCCCAACUCCGGACCUUGACCUGUGCGGCUGCAUCUAUGAUGCAUCCGCCUGUGUCCCAAAGUCCAGCCUGAGCGAUACCAAGCUCGGAACGCUUUUGGGUACUGUUUGCGGCUACACUGACUGCGGUGGCGUGGAUGCCAACGGCACUACGGGAGUGUACGGUGCUUACAGCAUGUGUCCUGUCAAGGACCAGCUCGCGUUUGCCUUGAACAAGUACUACAACGAGCAGGACAAAGCGGAGAGUGCCUGCACUUUUGGCGGUUCCGCGAGCACUAAAGCCACCACCAAGGCCACCGGUACCUGCUCCGCUCAGAUCAAGGAGGCUGGUACUGCCGGUACCGGCACUGUCACCACCGAGGCUACUGCUACUGCCGGCUCCAGCUCCUCCUCUAGCACUUCGACUGCGUCUACCGGUGCUGGUCCUAAGACUAUCCACUCUAGCGUGAGCUUUGGCUCCAUUGAGAUUGCCGCCUACUCGGCUUUGGCUCUUUUCUCUGGUCUGGGCAUGCUUCUCUUGAUCAUCUUCAAGAACCACCAGCGGGCAAUCAGCGCCAAGGUCAUUCAGCUCUAG
Molecule: messenger RNA, 1638 nt
Organism: Penicillium maclennaniae
Lineage: Eukaryota; Fungi; Ascomycota; Eurotiomycetes; Eurotiales; Aspergillaceae
Product: glycoside hydrolase family 72 protein
Exons: 6
Coding region: 1-1638 (545 amino acids)
Biological process (GO): fungal-type cell wall (1->3)-beta-D-glucan biosynthetic process
Cellular component (GO): fungal-type cell wall; cytoplasm
Molecular function (GO): 1,3-beta-glucanosyltransferase activity
Source: RefSeq, a predicted model, not a curated record